AUGCCCCCGGCUUCCAACGACAAGUCUCAACAUUCAAUGGGGUCCGGCUUCCCAGGCUCCAAUCUGUAUCCCAACUCCAACAUCUGGACCGCGUCCCUAUCCAACGCCAGAGAGCGCUCCAUCGGCGCUAAAGGUAUGUUUUCGCCCAUUCUGAGAAUGCAGGCCGCUGCCGGUGCACCCGGGUUCAAGUGUACUUAUCCGAUUUUUUCUUCACUUCCAGAAACCGAAGGCAGUCCUUCUGGCUCCAGCGCCCUUGCUGCCAACUCGGAGGCUGAUGUUUGGGGAACAUCAGGCCCUUGGAAAACAGAACACCCAGCUCGAUCGGCCAGCACCUCUCCGAACCGAACUCGCGAUGCGGCCAUGCCGAACGGUUCCGCCUAUUUCGACCACGCUCCAUCCGCUAUUGGCAUCAAGAAGGGCAGCUUUGGCGGCGCUCACGCCCUCGCAGGAGAUGCCGCCGCCUAUUCCACCACUACCUCUACCUUGACAUCACAGAAACUGCCCCCGAUGGAUGCCUUAUACAUGGAGCCGCUUGCCCAGUUUCCGGGAAUCCAGUCAGUCUCUCGUGAAGCCAGCAUCCCUCCUCCCUCGCGACAAUCUCAGGGCUCUCCUGCCUUUCAACAAGAUGUAUACCGUGGCCAUACACCAAGCAAUUCCAAUCAUUCGCAAAGGGCCAUUGGCAACCAAGCCUCGUCUUUCUCAUCCCGCAGUGUGAAUCAACGGGCCUUCAAUCUGAACAAGCAACUCGACGACGAGCUUGCCUACCACGGUCGUCGGCUGGCUUUGGACAAUGCUAACAAUAGUUCAAACUCCUUCAACCCAACAUCGCAACCAUUUCAGUUCAAUCCCGGAUCACAGUCCUGGAUGACUGAAUCCCCCAACUGCAGGUACGAGAAUGCUGUUGAUGCGGACACCAUAGCUGCCCAAUACGCUUCCAUCAAGAGAGGACCCGUUGACAGGAUUCCUCCCUCCCCUGCUUUCCGGCUGGACACUGGCCACAGUCCGCGCAACUAUGCUGUGAACCCCGACAAUUUUCCAGCCAGGCCAUCAUCUCGAGACCCCAGAUCCAGCGAGACGGAGAGACGAAGCGUCCCCGCGCAACAUUUCGCCGGCGGAUUCACACCCUCGUUUUUUCCUGGCCAAUACGCAUUUGCCAACCUGACCACACAAUACCCACAGAGCUACAUUGACCCGUAUGCGCAAAACUUCCGCAACGCCAUGAUAUCUGGCUAUGGCAUUCACCCGGUCUCCUCAGCAUAUUCCCUCGCCGCCAAUUUGCCACCUGUCCGACCCUCAAGGGAUCAGGAUCCCGGCAAAGGUGUACGCAGCGUGCUCUUGGAUGAAUUCCGUCUUAGCAACAAGUCGAGCAAGCGAUAUGAACUCAAAGAUAUAUAUAAUCACCUUGUCGAGUUCAGUGGUGAUCAGCACGGUUCGAGAUUUAUCCAGCAGAAGUUAGAAUCAGCCAACAGCGAUGAAAAGGACCAAGUGUUCCGGGAGAUUGAGCCAAAUGCUAUUCAGCUGAUGAAGGAUGUCUUUGGCAACUAUGUCAUCCAGAAAUUUUUUGAGCACGGCAACCAAGUUCAGAAGAAGGUAUUGGCUGAGAAGAUGAAGGGCAAGGUGGUUGACCUUUCGGUACAGGUUUAUGCCUGCCGUGUUGUUCAAAAGGCUCUCGAACAUGUGUUGGUCGAACAGCAGGCCGAAUUGACCAAGGAACUGGAGCCAGAUAUUCUGCGUGUCAUUCGCGACCAAAAUGGCAAUCAUGUGGUCCAGAAGAUCAUUGAACUGGUCCCAAGACAACACAUUAACUUCAUCACGGACGCAGUGAGGGGUCAGAUCACUGGCCUUGCGUCUCAUACGUACGGAUGCCGCGUCAUCCAGCGCAUGCUAGAGCAUGGGACGGAGAGCGACAAGGCGGAGAUUAUGAUGGAGCUACACGCGUCUGCCCAGAUACUCAUCACGGAUCAGUAUGGCAACUAUGUGGCGCAACAUGUGAUUCAAAACGGGAAGCCCGAAGACCGAGCCAAGAUGAUAGAACUCGUCAUGGCUCAGCUGCUCACUCUGUCGAAACACAAGUUUGCGUCCAACGUCGUUGAGAAGUGCAUCGAGCAUGGUACGGCUGAGCAGCGAACCAGUGUUCGAGAAAAGCUUACUACCGUGGGUAGUGAUGGCACCAGGCCCCUCCAGCAGAUGAUGCGAGACCAAUAUGGCAACUACGUUAUUCAAAAACUUCUUGGCCAACUUGAGGGCAGAGAGAGAGAUAUGUUGGUAGAAGAGAUCAAGCCUCAAUUUUUUGCCCUGAAAAAGAAUGGAUCAUCGCGUCAGCUCCAGGCUUUAGAGAAACUUCUUGGCUUAGGAUCCGGCAGUUCUUGCCUGAAGCAUGACGCUGCACCCACUCAGACGGACCUCAACUCUGCUGCGGACACCCCAGCCCUCACCAACGAAACCAGCAGCCCUCAAAGCAGCAGCCCACGCAGUGCUCACGCAAGCGCCAUCAGUAUCCCGACCGAAGAGAGUGGAAAGAAGACAUCUGACAAGCUGUCCAAUAUGGUCACUCUGCAGGUGCGGGAAGAAGAGGCCUAG
Molecule: messenger RNA, 2580 nt
Organism: Metarhizium album ARSEF 1941
Lineage: Eukaryota; Fungi; Ascomycota; Sordariomycetes; Hypocreales; Clavicipitaceae
Product: Armadillo-like helical
Exons: 3
Coding region: 1-2580 (859 amino acids)
Biological process (GO): nuclear-transcribed mRNA catabolic process, deadenylation-dependent decay
Cellular component (GO): cytoplasm
Molecular function (GO): mRNA 3'-UTR binding
Source: RefSeq, a predicted model, not a curated record